GUCCAACGGUAGUCCUUAUUCGUCCUGUCUUUGUUUCAAACAAUUGGCUUAGGCUGAUAUCAUUGUGGAGCCAUCUUCUUGGGCAGCUUAUUCCAGCAAUCACAGAACAAAACCAUGGUGUUGUUGGUGGAAUUUCGAUGAUGUCUUUUCUCAAUACAAAUGAUUUGACAGCCAUUUUCAGAAAGGGAAAGAGGAAAGGGAUCCACGAAGAACAAGUUUCAAACUUUUUGCACAUUGGAACUCUCUGGGGCAUUUCGUCGAACACUUGCAAUGCAUAUGCCAAGUGCCUCCCACAGGCUCCACCUUAUUUCAAAUUCCACUACAUCUCAACGUGGGUUUUUUAAUCCAUAGUGGGUUUUCUCGAAAACGAUUUAAAAAACUAAGAGGUCAUCGACCCUUGGGUUUGAAGGAGGCGUUUUUGAAAGCAACAUCCACAUAUCAAUCGCCUACUUUGAUUAUUUUGGGCGCUAAUGGCAUACACCAUAGGCAUAAGGUUGCUUAUCACUAAAUACCCCCACCCCACCACCAUGGAGGCUCUAUCCCAAUUACAUUACAUUACAUGUACGGUCAGGAUGCAAUCUCCUUGGUUAUUUAAUCUCAGAGUAAAGUUGAGUGGUUAAGAUUUGGAUGCUAUAAAUAUUAGUAGAAUACACCCAAAAUCUCCAUGAGUUGGUGGGAGAGAAGAAAAGAACAAAGAAUGGUUGAGGGACAGGAAAUCAGAAAGGGUCCAUGGACAGAGCAAGAAGACAUCCAACUGAUAUGCUUUGUGGGCUUGUUUGGCGAUCGAAGAUGGGAUUUCAUUGCUAAAGUUUCAGGACUAAACAGAACAGGAAAAAGUUGCAGGCUGAGAUGGGUUAAUUACCUUCAUCCAGGUCUCAAGAGAGGCAAGAUGACUGCUCAAGAAGAACGACUCGUGCUUGAACUUCACAACAAAUGGGGAAACAGAUGGUCCAAAAUUGCUCGGAAAUUGCCUGGCCGCACGGAUAACGAAAUCAAGAACUACUGGAGAACCCACAUGAGGAAGAAGGCACAGGAGAAAAGAAGGGCUUUGUCUUCAUCUUCCUCCUCCUCCUCCUCUUAUUCAUCCAACAACCCAGCUGUGGAAUUUCCUGCAGACACUGGACCAGUGAAGUUUUUCGACUCAGGGGGGUCUGAAAUCUCAGCUUCAUCAUCAUCAACAAAGAAGAAGAUGGUGGAGAAUCAAGAACUGGGUGAUCCAAAUGGAUUCUCCAUGGAUGAUAUAUGGAAAGAUAUUGAUCUAUCGGAUCAUGAGAGCUUGACUAUGAAUCAAGAUGUGUACAGUGAAGAAGACUGCAACAACUUUUCCUGCCCUGCCCUGACUUCUCCUACUCCUUGGGACUAUUAUUGUGGGGAUUCUCUGUGGAGGAUGGAGGAGGAGGAAGAGAGUAAGCUAAUUUUCUCUGGGUAUGAUCAUAACGGGAGGCCACGCCUUGCUCAGCCUAAUCAGAAUUUUUUCUAUUGAAUUUUGUGUAUACGUAGUGGUUAAUCAAUAUCCAAGAAGCGUCUCUUCUCUUGUUCAAGUUUUCUGAUGAUUUAGUUCACUAAUGGAUUGUAAGUAGUAUCUUUAGCUGUGUUUUUCCGGAAAAGUUUGUUCGGACAACCAAAAUAUAAUGAAAACUGAUGGAUGUAGAACCAUUUCCACUUGA
This is a messenger RNA of Cucurbita pepo subsp. pepo (vegetable marrow), 1667 nucleotides long. RefSeq names its product transcription factor MYB59. Lineage: Eukaryota; Viridiplantae; Streptophyta; Magnoliopsida; Cucurbitales; Cucurbitaceae. Gene Ontology annotation, molecular function: sequence-specific DNA binding; DNA-binding transcription factor activity. Gene Ontology annotation, biological process: regulation of DNA-templated transcription. The record is from RefSeq and is a predicted model, not a curated record. Gene Ontology annotation, cellular component: nucleus.